UUGUAAAGUGCGAAAUUUGCAAUACAUUUUGUACUUCCAUUUUUAUGUUGAAAUUUUCAAAACAAAUUAGUCAUAAAUUAAGUUGAAAUUGUUAACAACGCGUUUAAGUGUUAUUGCCGCAUUGAAAUUGUAUUAUUGCAAUGAUGUACAUAGUUUAAAAUUUCUUCCCCACAUGUCGUCGACGUCGUUGUCGUCACCAGUAAAUACGUAUACGUGCUUAAGUUGUGCUAAGCAGCGACUGUAGGAACAAAAAGCAGAGAGGAAAAAAACAAUAUACAUAUUUAUAUAUAUAUAAACCAAACAACAACAAGAAAAAGGGCAGAAACAAAAGCUACGAAAGUUAAGCACUUUGGUUUUGUCUUUUGCUUUUGCUUUCCGUUGUGUUCGUCGUUUCUCUUUUGUAUGCCAAGCUCAACUCCUUUGAAAAAAGAAACCGCGCUCAACACUCCUCCACAUCAACAACACCAACAACAAUAAAAAACGCACGUUUCCCAACACACGCACAUAAAAAUAGUAGACCAGAGAGCGUUUAGAGUGGUAGAGAGUGAGUUUGAGAGCGCAAAAGCAACUCCUUGGCCUUAUUAUUUUUGUUGUGUGCGAUUGGUUGCGUUGCUGUUGUUGUUGUUGCUGCUGCUUUUGAGUGCUGCCUCCUGCUAACUUGCGCGCGCCGUUCAACGAAAGCUGUUCAACUGUCAUGGCCGGUAAUGGAGAGGCGUCCUGGUGCUUCUCACAGAUCAAGGGCGCCUUGGACGAUGAUGUCACUGAUGCGGAUAUCAUAUCCUGCGUGGAGUUCAAUCACGAUGGCGAGCUGCUGGCCACGGGCGAUAAAGGAGGUCGCGUCGUCAUCUUUCAGCGUGAUCCCGCCUCGAAAACCGCCAAUCCGCGACGCGGUGAAUAUAAUGUCUAUUCGACAUUCCAAUCGCACGAGCCUGAAUUUGAUUAUCUUAAAUCGCUGGAAAUCGAGGAGAAAAUCAAUAAGAUACGAUGGCUGCAUCAAAAGAAUCCCGUGCACUUUUUGCUGUCCACCAAUGAUAAAACGGUAAAAUUAUGGAAGGUCAGUGAGCGCGAUAAGUCGUUCGAGGGCUACAACACAAAAGAGGAGAACGGUCUGAUUAGAGAUCCACAAAAUGUAACCGCCUUACGAGUUCCUUCAGUGAAGCAAGUACCGCUUAUGGUGGAGGCCUCGCCACGUCGCACCUUUGCCAAUGCACACACCUAUCACAUCAAUUCAAUUAGCGUUAAUUCUGACCAAGAGACUUUCCUAUCGGCCGAUGAUUUGCGUAUUAACCUCUGGCAUCUGGAGGUGGUCAAUCAGAGUUACAAUAUUGUUGACAUCAAGCCAACCAACAUGGAAGAGCUAACGGAAGUCAUCACCGCAGCCGAAUUCCAUCCGACCGAAUGCAAUGUGUUUGUCUACUCCAGCUCCAAGGGCACAAUACGAUUAUGUGAUAUGCGCUCGGCGGCGCUUUGCGAUCGCCAUAGCAAACAAUUCGAGGAGCCCGAAAAUCCAACGAAUCGUAGUUUCUUUAGUGAGAUUAUAAGCUCCAUAAGUGAUGUCAAGCUAAGUAACUCAGGCCGCUACAUGAUCUCCAGAGACUAUUUAAGCAUCAAGGUGUGGGACUUGCACAUGGAGACAAAACCCAUUGAGACUUAUCCGGUUCAUGAAUAUCUACGCGCCAAGCUGUGCUCGCUGUAUGAGAAUGACUGUAUCUUUGAUAAGUUCGAGUGUUGUUGGAAUGGCAAGGAUAGCUCCAUAAUGACCGGCAGUUACAAUAACUUCUUCCGGGUCUUUGAUCGUAACUCGAAAAAGGAUGUCACGCUGGAGGCAUCCAGGGACAUUAUAAAGCCCAAGACAGUCCUUAAGCCACGCAAAGUUUGCACUGGCGGCAAACGAAAGAAAGAUGAAAUCAGCGUCGACUGUCUGGACUUCAAUAAGAAAAUCUUGCACACUGCUUGGCAUCCCGAGGAGAAUAUCAUCGCUGUGGCCGCGACUAAUAAUCUGUUCAUAUUUCAGGACAAAUUUUAGCUAAAACUACUAUUGCAAGCAUUGUACACAUCCACGCCAAUUACUAGGGCCUCGGCACAGCCUUGGCAACAGUGGCAACAUUCGCCUCAUUUAAAUGUUUAUUCGAUUGGUUUGUUUCAAAAGCGCUAUCAAAUUUCCCAUAAACUGUUUGCCUAAUGUUUUUCCAGGACCCUUACACACACACACACCCAUGUACACAUAUAUACACUCACUUACAUAUAAACACAUACACAUAAAUGCCAUAGCAAAAGCUUUGUAACAUUUUUCCUUAGUGGUACAAGAUAAAUAAACAUUUUUUAUACAUAGAUAAAAUUAAAAAAAUGGUGAAGCAGAAAUUUAAUUUUCAUUGUAGCGUAAUUAAAGAAACAAUCGAAUUAUCCAACGUAGUGCCCCCAAGAUUUUUUAUAUGUAUACAUAAUUACGCGCCCAAGUAUUUCUAAUAAACAAAAAAUAUUAACAUUAAAAAAACACACACACACACACACAAAAUGCAUAUUGUAAUACCAAGCUCGUUCGUUUUAUGUUCGCUUGUUAAGUUUAAGAACAAAAUCGGAAAUCAUAAAGUUGGACACAAAAGUUGUGCGCUUUGUUUUGUUGUA
This is a messenger RNA of Drosophila montana, 2625 nucleotides long. It is a transcript of the gene tws, whose product is annotated as protein phosphatase 2 regulatory subunit tws. NCBI's taxonomy places the organism in Eukaryota, Metazoa, Arthropoda, Insecta, Diptera, Drosophilidae. Gene Ontology annotation, molecular function: protein binding; protein phosphatase regulator activity. The record is from RefSeq and is a predicted model, not a curated record. The transcript is spliced from 5 exons. Gene Ontology annotation, cellular component: cytosol; protein phosphatase type 2A complex. Bases 695 to 2026 code for a protein of 443 amino acids.